Arctia plantaginis is the source of this 4779-nucleotide messenger RNA. The record is from the annotation of a GenBank genome assembly. NCBI's taxonomy places the organism in Eukaryota, Metazoa, Arthropoda, Insecta, Lepidoptera, Erebidae.
AUGAAAUAUUCUGCUGCGUGUACCAACGUCCGCUCGGUACUGAGGACAGUAUUCCAUGAUCUAGACUUUCUGCCUCCAUUGUCAGUUGGAAAUAAAUCAGUAGAGAAAAAUGAUGUCUCAGCUGUAUUAAGAGGUCAGAAAUUGCGGGAUGUCGAUAAUUGGCCAGAGAAGUAUGAAACAGAAUGCAUAGAAAUCUGUAACCGAGAGAAUGAAAUUAAGUACCAGUAUGGGAAGCGAAUUUCUCUGGAACCUCUCCCAAAUAUCUUUAAACUACAUGAGUCCAAAGCAGAUAAAUCGUUACAGACGUGUAGACUAGAUCAGGAUCUUCUUCUUCGUAGAAAAGACUUAAUACCUGGAAUAGAGCAUAAUGCUGGAGGGAAUGAUAAUUUAUGGAUUAAGAAUAUUUUGAAUGCUAGUUCGUGCGACGUAAGUAGAGCUCAAUGCACCACAGAUCCAGGCAUUACAUUAAUAGCAUCCGACUCAUCCAAGGAGACAACUUUACAGACAUUGAGUAUCGGGCAAGUGAUGCCACGCUCUGUGCCAAAGGCACCGCCCAUUUCUACGUCACCUGUGAGCGUUGAAUAUGUGAUAUGUGUGCCGGCAGAACUUCACUUUUUAAACUGUUCCAUAGGUCGUUUAUAUGUGAAGCACAUCCGCCUCAUCAACGUAUCAAAAUUUGAGUGGCGUCUUUCGAUAUCUCCUCCGAAGAGCAACGAAUUCAAAGUGGUAAUAAACAGUCACCGAGGCCUUACUAUGACGUCAGGUGCUAAUGUGGACCUAAGCGUGCAAUUCACACCGACGGAUGUGCGAAUGUUGACAGACACACUUACAGUGAGAGUCUCGUGUGGACAGGUCUUCAUAAUUCCUAUUACUUGUUAUAUGCAGCCGCCUGUAUUGGAAAUUUUGAUACCCAUCGCCAAUUCUUCUCUUACUUCUACUUCGGAACGAGUGAGCUUUGUCUGUUUUCGCAACGACCUAAAUUUCGAUGACAAAGUGCUGGAGCUCGGAGCCCGAUUGCUCGGCGAUGUGCACUGCUCGCUUGUGCUGCUGCGCUGUGACGCUGAGCAUGUUAAGUUUUUCAUUCUUACUGAGGAUGCUUGGAUCGAUUGGAAUGUCAAUGACCAUGAGAAGGACUAUGACAUAUGCAGCGACGACGACCCCGGUUGCGAGUACUACAUACACCUGGGCACCACAUUCCCGCACCGUUCCUUGUCUAUCACCGUGAAACUUAUCAAUCGCAGUCCAAUAAUGUACAAUUUUUACUGGGACGCUCGACGUUGGGGAAUAUGUUCAUGCUGGGAGGAAGAAUUAGAAUCGGAAAACUCUUUAAAGUCGGAUGAUAAUAGUGAACGACUUUGUCCUGGAGCGAUAGAAUCAAAACACAUGAGUCGUGAGGAUCCCGAAGCGUAUGCUAGGAAAAUUGAGCCUCAUCACGUGGUGAGGGUGGAGCCGUCACAGGAUCAAAUAUUGCCCGGCGCCACGUUCCUGCUGGAAGUUUCCGUGCCCGACGUCGGGAAGCAGCUCGGUGUGCAACGUCAUGUACUCAGGUUGAUGUUGAAAGACAUACCCAAGGAGAGUUUGCCCGCUAAUUAUAAGCCAAUAAUCCUUAAAACGACGGAAGUGACAUCAACACCAAUUCCAGGUUUACAGAGCUCGGUGAUGGAAGUGUGCGAUAUAUUGGUGGCAGAAAUGGAGGUAUGGUGGGAGGUGGUGCCUGUGAGGUUCGUCCUAGAGCCUCCUGUGAUACCCAUGAACUACUCACGCAGGUUGACAUCAGUGAACGUGACCUUAGGAGCUUGGCAGUUGUUCGGUCGUCACAGGGUUCGUGUAUCGUGGGUCACUCCAAUGAGAGUGGUAAAGCCCCUGUCACUGCGAAUAACCACCACAAAUUGCGUCACAACCGGUUUCAAGUUGCCGCUGCCUUCUUUGCUCAAUCAAUAUCCGGAGACUGAUGUUUUCACAUUGGUGGCUGAGAAGAACGAGUGGAAGGCACACUGUGCAGUCACCUAUCAGUGUGAUACGCGUCACCCCGCUCUGCGACCGGCACAAACAUGGCUUGGGAUUGUUACGCCAAGAACCCAUAUGCAAAGUGUAUUUUCACUCACAAAUAACACGUAUCAAAAAAUAAGGUUUUGGUGCAAAGCUUUCCGCUGGUGUGGGGAGAACCCACCCAGCCCGCCGUGCGUUGGCCGGAUCCCUUGCAGGCACUGCAAAGAGAUCGCUUGCACCUGCGCACUGUUGAGACCUGGUCAAGGUGCACUGAGUCAGGGAGAGUCGGCGGAUAUUGUUUACGACGUCAAUGCUCCUCAGAGAGAUGGAUGUGUGGCUACCCUGCUGCAAGUACGUAGGUGUGAGGCUGACCUGUCGCUGUUGCACGCCGCGCCCGCAACUGAAGCGCGCGCCGCGCUGGUCGCUUAUCGCGUGCUCGCGCCGCGCCUCGUGCUGCGACUGAUACCCUGCGGAGGGACUGGUGCUAAGUGCCGGUUGGAUUGUGAGCUGGACGCAGGUGAGCUAAAGAGUGAGCUGGGCACGUCGACGCUCAGACCGAGCAAGGCACUAGUGGUGGGGCGGCGCACGUGCUAUCGGCUGCGGGUCACCAACAUCACGCCACUGCCCACCACAGUGCGCUUUGAUGAACCUAUAGAUGGCACAGAAUUUCUUAAAGCGAAAUUCUUUCCAAAAGUUUUCAACUUGAGAAGUUACGGAGAAGUGGUAAUAAGGGUCGUCCUGACAGCGGUGAGGGUGUGCGAGCGACGCCUGUUCGUGCACCGCGCGGAGGUGGCGCACACUAACAAACCUCUCUACGUAGUCAUUGAUGCUGCUGUCGGUAGAGAAGAGCAUGGUUCUAGAAAGAGACGGCUCUCCACGCCGCAGCAGAUAUUUAUAGAAGAGGAUCAGAAGCGUGAAUUCGUUAAAGCAAAUAUAUGUCACUGUCACACCGAAAUGAAGUACAUUCCACCAGCGAAGAAACAGUCUCUACCGCUGAGAGAUGGUGAAGCCACACCAAUUGAGAUUGUGACUGAACCACCACCAUUGACCCGAUUGUGCCGCUGCUUUCCCCACAGCCAGCCAUUUAUGCGAGAUACCCCAGAAUCUAUCUCACUCGAGUUCAUCAACGUGCCCUUAAGACAAGACAAAUGGGCUGAUGAAGUGUGCGAGUCAGGCGUGGCACUAGCGUGCUGCCCGGCGAGCGGCACGCUGGCGUCUCGAGCUCAGGUCGAGCUGCGCGUGCAGGUGUACGCGGACUGCUGGGGACUUUACCGGGACCAGAUACUUAUUCAGGUGAAAGAUGUGGAUCCUAUAGUGUUGGAUGUGUGGAUACACGUUGAAGGACCUGCAUUGCAGUUUAAAAUUCAGCCAAAUUACACGCCUCAAGACUUGCCUACUAUGUGGUUGUCACAAUCGGACGCAACGCGGUCACUCAUCGUUAAGAAUGUGUCACGAUGCGAGCUCCUCGUCAGUGCUUACGUCACACUCGAGAACGAAUGCGUGCAGGACGUGUUGCCAUUCAGAUUGUACAUACGUUUGUACGACGUACUACCUAAGACCUGCCCCUGUGACACCGCCAACCAAUCUGAGUUUGGUGAACAAUCUAUAACACCUACUAAUAGCAGCGUGGAUAUGGACACAGAAGUGGAACUGUACCUGGCAGCAGAUCGUGGGCCGCAGAAUGAGCUCUAUUAUAACGUAACACCAGAUGUGUGCACAAUGAAAGCGGGCGUGACGAUGAAGUGGGAAUUGUCACUAAAACCUCCAUCAUCUCCCGAAACAGCGCCGAAUGGUACUCUGAUAUUGCGAUUGAGGCCCCUUCACAAAUUUGGUGACAGCUGGUACCGCGAUGAGCCGGCGCCACAGUUGGUGCAACUCCGUCAAGUAGUGACUGUUCCUCAAGUCAAACUGUCGUGUGACGAGAUUGUAGUCAAGGUUUGUGCAUUGGAUCUGCCCUAUGGAGACUUUUUAAGGAUUCGCAAGCGUUUCCAAGUGCUAAAUGUAGGCAACGCUGACCUUAACGUGAGCAUACAGACUAGAUUUCCUUGGUGCUUGGUAAAAGGUCGACCGAGUCACCACGACAAGGAGGUCAGAUGCGCUAUAGGUUGUGAAACGCUUCCUCGAAACGAGUGCAGAGAUUCACACGUUACAAUAAACCUGCCGCCUAGGAGCUCCACAGAGGUGUGUUUGGAGGUGAGCAUAUGUACUACGGAAGCAUGGGCGCACUGCGCAGCCGCAGGUAACGAGGCGUGCGAGCCACCGUGCUACGAGCCGCGUCGCCAGGAGACCUCCCUGCUCUUUGUGUACGAUGACGCACAAAUGCUCUUCACAAUACCAUUAAUUUUGGAAUUGGAGUAUCCAGCGAUAAAAACUGAACCGCAAGUCAUGGACUUUGGAUUUGUCACUGAUGGCGACAGCCGGAAGUCCUACGUCUCUAUUUCGCAUACCAGUAGUAAAACCCUAACCUUAGCGGUUCGAUGGUUGGGUCCUCCCGAGUUCGAGAUUUGGCCUUUUUUUCUCGAAGUACCACCCGAAGAUAGUAAGCAAGUUUACAUUCAGUACACAGCCGUUUGGCGUCAAGGGCGUGCGGAAGGCUGUGUGCUAGUGAACGUGUGCUGUGGUGCGGGCGACACGAGGCACGACAAGAGCGCGCCGCCCUCGGGCUGGUGCCGCGCGGCGCUGGCGGUGCGCGCGACACCCGCGCGUGAUAACACGUGGCACGCCCCGCCGCACGACUACACCGACGAUGACCACUUGCUGCCCAAAUCUGCGCAGGCAUACCUACCAUGA